AGUGAUAUUGGUAUAAACGAUCAUCAUCAAGAAACAAUCAUAAAUUACUUGAGGUUUGCCCGAUACAAUCGUGGACAGUGUUUACGUUCUGUGGAUGCAUGCUUCGAAGAAUAUAAAGACAGUCAGUAAGUCGAUUUGUGCAUUUUUAAGUAUAUAAAGAAGCAAAGUCUGGGGUUUCCAAUACAAUUUUGAGCAUACAGGAGGCUUUUUGAAAGAUGUAUAGGCGAUUCUCCAAGGUACCGCCCACUUGUUUACGUAAAAAUAUACAAUUCACUUCACAAGCUCUAGACAAGUUGUGUCCACAGUGGACAAUUUGCUGUAAAUGUUAAGUUACGUAUACAGUAAAACAACAAUUGUCUCAAAUAACAUUUUUUAUGCACAUUACUAGUACAGGUAAUAAUAGUAAUAAUAAUAUAUAUAUAUAUAUAUAUAUAUAUAUAUAUAUAUAUAUAUAUAUAUAUAUAUAUAUAUAUAUAUAUAUAUAUAUAUAUAUAUAUAUAUAUAUAUAUAUAUAUAUAUAUAAUUCAGUUUCUUUGAACGUACACAUGUAUGUAGUGAAGAGUGCUCAAUAUUACAAAAUAGAGCGAUUUAUUAAUACUUAAAAUGUUUUUGUUGCUACUCCGAGUUUCAUGCCGUAAAGGCAAUCAUCAGACAACAGUUUUUGCUUCUGAAUAUAUAUAUAUAUAUAUAUAUAUAUAUAUACAUAUAUAUAUAUAUAGGUAUGGUAAUGGUUUCGAGUGCAAUUUGGAUCGAAAACGUGCACAAGUAAGGUUUUGUUAAAGAGCAUCAAAAUAGUAGGAUAUUUUCCGAUUUUCACGAGAAACAAAUAGACAACUUGCAUGCAUGUUAGAAUCAUUUUAUCUAGGGAAAAAAGUAAUUUCCCGUAAAGUUAAGAACUUAUUAAAGUUAGUAAAUUUGCCAAAUUUGGUUACGAAAUGUUGUAAAAUACGGAAAAUAUGGCCUUGCGAAGUUUGCCUAUUUUGCACAUGUUUGCAUUACGUGCGGAAAUUGUUACCAUUUUUAAGCCGAAAAUGGUAGCAAUUUCCGCACCUAAUACAAACAUAUACAAAAUUUGAAAACUUCGCAAGUAAUUUCAUUAUGUUCUUUUCAUUAUUGUUCUGUUGUGUUUGAUUCCCUUCUCUUUACUCAGAUCUAAAUUUAGUCUGACAUGCACGUUGUCCAUUGCAUGCCUAUAUACUAAAUUCGAUGUCAUGCAGGAGUAUUUUUAUUUCAUAAUCUCAGAAAAUAUACGUUGUCUAGUCCGUUAUCAAGUCUAAAAUAACCAAAGCUGAGAUUAAUAAAACUACUGAUUCUCUAAAUUUAUAGUGUGGUAGAAGAUACUUAUACUUUAGAAGAAGUACUGGAAAUGCUUGAAAGCUUGCAGUCUGUUGUUAGAGGAGAAGUGGAGUCGGAGCUUAUAAAUACUGCACACACGAACGUCUUAUUAUUAAGACAGGUAUUUUCUCAAGCUGAGAAAUGGUACCUGAAUCUACAAGCUGAUAUAUCUGAAUUGGAAAACAGGUACGAUUGCUCCUGAAAAUCUACUAAACUUGACAUAGUUAUUUUUGAUAGAAGGAUUCGUAGUGAAAUUUUACUACCAAAAACGUACAUCAUAAACCCCAACCGAACGCAUAAUACAAUUAACCUGUCAAAAUUUUUCUAUACAUGCACUAUACUGGAAGAAAUAUAGAGUAGUGUAGUGAGUCCUUUUAAACUGUUAAACUGAAUAUAAAAUUUUUUGUGGUCGUUAAAAUGUAUGAUGCUUAUAAAGGGAACUUAUAGAAGAAAUUGCGAAGUUUGAAGAGAGAGAAUUCUCAGCAAAGAAGUCAGUUUCCCAGGUAUAAUAUACGUGUACAAUGUGCUAUAUACAUAUAAGUUGCUCGCGCAUACGUGUGUUGCGAUUGUAGUCAAAUAUAUAGGGUUAUAAUAAGUUCCAAGGAUUUAUAAAUCUCUGUAAUUAAAUACUAGAACACUAGUUUUGGCUGAUUCUAAAGCCGUAUACGAUAAUCAUUGUACAGUGUUUGUUCUAGUAUAGAACAAGAAAUUCAGGUUUGUUCUAUGAUCUAGCGCACCGUAUUGCUGAUAGUUCUGCCUUCGUGAUACAAACAGAAAUGAGGAAUAUGUCUUUUUUAUCUGUGAAAAUCAACCACUGCAUGUAAACAAUCUUUAACUGUCUGUGCCAGUGUAGGUAUGGUGCCAAUAAUAUCCUUUACACUUUUUUGCCUCCGAAUUUCAUCCAAAUUUGCUCAGUUUAUAACCAAUCGAAUUAUGGUUUUCCCGCCCUUUAAUUAUUGUAACAUCUUUGUUACACACCUUAUACUCAGUUAUACUGUACCAUUCAAAAGGCACUGACUAUACGAAUGCCCAACGCUUACAUAUGUCAAAAUCGGCUUUGGGAAUGGCAGGUAGUACAUCGUAGGUCGAAUCCUGCAUGUAUAUGAUAUAACUAUGGAAGUUACAAGAAAAAAAUUUAAAAAUUGUAAACGCAAAUGAGUCUUUUCUGUUGUUUUGAUAUAUAUUCAUUCUUUUUAGACGUCGGCUUCUUCCAAGUUAGCACAAAAAACAAAGCUUGUACCCCUCAGCGAUGGUAGUGGGUCUGCACUACUGCAAAUGGUAAGCAUAUUCUAAAUAGGGAACGAAUGAGUCUUAGUCUACGUGUAUAGUACUUUUGUACCUAAACGUACAAUCUGUGUGAAACGUACUGCAUAAAACUUGAUGAUAUUCAACUUCAGCAAGGUGCAGAAUACAUAGUUGAUUAGUUGUUGCGCAAACGUAGCGUUUUAUUACUUCCAUCCAUUGAAAUAAAAAUUGUAAGUUGUAUACUUUCCAAAUCUUAUCGUCGCCAUGCAUGCAGUGCUGCAUGGAAAAUGUCCGUCAGCGCCAGCAGCUUGCCUGCUCCCAGGAAUUUUUUGCGAAAUAAAUAUCAUCCCUGGAAAUUUUCUUCCAUCUCACAGAAAAUGUUCGUCCUCUCUAUUAUAGUGUAUAAUAUUAUAUUAAUACUGGAAUUCCAUAUACUGUAAUUUACUACUUACGCACCACAAGUAUUUCUAGCCCUUAAAUUUGCUGCUGAUGCAUGGUGACUUACAUGCAGUAUAUUAGUAUCGUGGGGCAUAUACUUGGAAAAGAUACACAAGACAGACAAGCAUUUCAUAGACGUAUAAAUAAACACUAUAUGUAUUCGUGAUAUAACGUAUAAUUUGUUCAAUCACAACAACAGAUGCUUCGAAGUCGCCAUGCCUGCAAUGUUGACAUUAUUGACACUAGCACACACGUGACUAGAAAGUUAGUUAAGUAUUUUAGAAGCACGAGGCUAGGGAACCGGGAAGUAAUUGGAUACGUACUAUGCUGUUUGUACAAGUUGUUUGAUAUCUAUUGUUAUACUUAAAAGUGCUUGACAUUGAUACAAAACCACGAACAUUACAUUGGCGACGAGGUAAACAAACAAACAAAAAAAAAAAACAGCUAUCGUUUAUCAAUACAAACGAUUUUGAAAUCUCUAGUUUACGAAUACAGUCAUGGCGACUGGCCGAAUCAAUGUAGCUCCAAUGGCGCCAUUUGAUCCCAUGUCCGAUCCAAACUCUCUCAGUCAGCGCUGGAAAAAGUGGAAACGACGAUUUGAAACAUAUCUUGUUACUCUGAAUGUGACUGAAAAGAAACAAAAGCGGGCUCUCUUGUUGUACCAAGCUGGCCAAGAGACUCAGGAUAUUUUUGAUACCCUUGUUGAUAUCGGCGAAGACGACGACUAUGAUUCCGCUAUCGCUGCCCUCGAUACGUAUUUUUCACCUAAAAAACAUGUCGAUUUUGAAAUUUUUAAGUUUCGUGAAGCCAAACAACAACCACAUGAAACAAUCGAUCAGUUUUCAACUCGUCUUAGGAAGCUGGCGGCAACCUGUGACUUCGAAAAUAUCGACAAAGAAGUAAAAUCGGCCAUAAUUCAAAACUGUUUAUCGAAACGUCUACGACGCUACGCCCUGCUUGACUCGGAAGUUACGCUAGCCAAGAUUCUCGCAAAAGGCAGAGCUUUUGAACUCAGUGAAUCGCAGGCAACCGGCAUUGAAAACGCACUUGACUCAACACAUAUUUCUGACGAAGUAGUUGAAGCUGUCCAUCCUACAACGAACCAUAACAACCAUCGUGAUAAACAACAUACAUCGUUUCACCGCCAAGACUUUUACACCUCAUCAGAGUGUCGGAAUUGUGGGGGGCCCUGGCCCCAUAACAACAAUAUUUGUCCCGCGAAGGGAAAAUCUUGUCUGAACUGUGGAAAAUCAAACCAUUUUGCGAAAGUCUGUCGUAGUGCUCGCAAGGCUCGCGUCGGUCAACAAGAGAAUCGAAGGCCUUCAAAAAAAUACCACAAAAACAAAGUUCACAAGAUUUAUGGCAAACCCUCCAGCAGUGAAAGCAGUAGCGAGGAUGAAUUUAUUUUUACUCUGAAACCGACAGGUAGAGACAAAACAACUCCACAGGUUCAAAUCUCGGUCAACACCUCCCCUAUCAACAUGGUUAUCGACACUGGUGCUUCCAUCGACAUCAUCGAUGAACUUGCUUUCAACACCUUGCAAAAACAGAGACCCAUAGCCCUUCAACGUUCCAAAACACGUAUUUUUGCAUAUGGGGCUACAAACCAGCUACCUGUUAUGGGACAAUUUCGUGCAACUCUAGAAUGUUUGACUGGUGCAACAACCACGCAAGUUCAUGUUAUCAAAGGAAAUUUUGGUUGUUUGCUAAGCUAUCAAACGGCAUCUGCUUUGGGUCUAAUCAUGCUGAAUGUUAACAAUGUGAAACCGGAACAUGCCACCCAUGAACAACUGAUGAAAGAGUAUGCCCAUCUGUUCAACGGAAUUGGCACUCUUAAAAAUUUUUAAGUUAAAUUGCACAUUGAUGAUACUGUCCCUCCAGUAGCACAAACCCCCCGUCGUAUUCCUUUCCACAUGCGGCAAAAGGUCUCAGAUGCGCUCGACACGUUAGAAAGUGAUGGAAUUAUUGAAAAAGUAUCAGAUGCCACUCCUUGGGUCAGUCCAUUAGUUGUUAUCCCAAAAAAAGAUG
Messenger RNA from Paramuricea clavata, 5046 nucleotides. NCBI's taxonomy places the organism in Eukaryota, Metazoa, Cnidaria, Anthozoa, Malacalcyonacea, Plexauridae. The record is from the annotation of a GenBank genome assembly.